Molecule: messenger RNA, 2606 nt
Organism: Myotis lucifugus (little brown bat)
Lineage: Eukaryota; Metazoa; Chordata; Mammalia; Chiroptera; Vespertilionidae
Gene: ARMCX2
Product: armadillo repeat containing, X-linked 2
Exons: 5
Coding region: 406-2205 (599 amino acids)
Cellular component (GO): mitochondrion
Source: RefSeq, a predicted model, not a curated record
UUUGCUGCGCACUGCUAUGCGCUUAACCCAGGCGAGGAGGAGGAGAACAUUCCCCCAGAUCCGGGCAGACACCUCCGGCCCACACAGUCCUUCAUCUCCGUUUCUGCAGUCCUGGAAUAGAAGUCCGAUUACCCUGGCAGGAGAAAUGGCGUCUUCCCUUAAGAUGAAGCUCUAACUGAACGGAAGGAGGGAGAAACAGUCCUGAAUCUUUCAGGUCUGUCUGCCUUUUGGGCCCUACAGAACUAUAAGCCUGUUGGAAAAGGACAAACUGCUCCUCCUCACAGCAGAUUGGUCCUGCUUGGCUUGCAACCUCUAUAGAACUUGUGAGCCUUGCCCUGACGGGCACACAUCCUGCUUGGGCAAGCCAGCUCCACGCCCUGAUCAGAGAAUCGUUUGAGCUGCACCAUGAGCCGAGUUCGGGAUGCUGGCUGUGUAGCUGCUGGGAUAGUGAUCGGGGCAAGUGCCUGGUACUGUGUCUACAAAUACACCAGGAGAAGAAACCAGAUGAAGAAGAGACUGGCUAAGCCCAAGACCAGGGCUCUGGCAGGGACUGGAGCCAGGGCUAGAUCAGGACUAAGGGCUGGAUUCACAAUUGACCUUGGGCCAGGAUUCCAUCCUCCAACUCCAGUCUGCACUGGGGCAGAGGACAAGGCCCAGGAUGAAGCCUCUGCCCUGUACAUAAAUGCAGCUGAGGUAGUGGCCCCAGCUGCAUUCAGUGCUGAGGCUCAGAGUGGGGCUGGAAGUCAGGCCCUGGAAACAGAAGGGGCCUGGUUUGGGCCUCAGUCCGAAUCAGUAGUUGGGGCGGAAGUGGCUUCUACAAUGGCACCACCUCAAGGGGAGGCAGAGGCCCUCAUAACUGCAGAGGUCCCCACAAUGGCAGGGGCUCCCAAAAUGACAGACACCCCUGGCACAACAGAAGUUCCUCGAAUGCCUGCGGUGCCUCCCGGGACUCCAGCACCUACUGAGGCAGCAGCACCUACUGAAGCAGCAGAAGCUCCUGUACUGGCCGCACUUUCUGAGGCUGUAGAGGCUCUGGGGACCUCAGGGUCCCCUAAAACAGUGGCAGCCACCAAGAAAGCAACUCCUGGGUCUCAGACUGGGGCUAUACCUAAAGCCGGGUCAGCGACUGGAGCUGUACCCAAAGGUGGAGCCAAGGGUGGAACCAGGUCCCGGACUGGAGGCAAGGGCAAGGGCAAGAAAAACAGCAAGGUUGAAGUAGACCAAUUGGGGCUGGGAUUCCGCCCUGGGGAUGGGGCUGCAGCAGCUGCUGCAGCCUCUGCUAAUGGGGGACAGGCCUUCCUGGCAGAGGUCCCUGAUUCUGAGGAAGGGGAAUCUGGGUGGACUGACACAGAGUCAGAGUCAGACUCUGAGCCUGAGACCCAGCAAAGAGGAAGGGGGAGGAGACCCGUUCCCAUGCAGAAGCGCCCCUUUCCUUAUGAUAUUGAUGAGAUUCUGGGUGUCCGCGAUCUCAGGAAAGUACUUGCUUUGCUUCAGAAAUCGGAUGAUCCUUUCAUCCAGCAGGUAGCUUUGCUCACUCUGAGCAACAAUGCCAAUUAUUCAUGCAACCAAGACACAAUUCGCAAAUUGGGAGGCCUCCCAAUUAUUGCAAAUAUGAUCAACAAAACCGAUCCCCACAUUAAGGAAAAAGCCUUAAUGGCCAUGAAUAACCUGAGUGAGAAUUAUGAAAAUCAGGGCCGGCUUCAGGUAUACAUGAAUAAAGUGAUGGAUGAUAUCAUGGCCUCAAACCUGAACUCAGCAGUACAGGUAGUUGGACUAAAAUUUUUAACAAAUAUGACUAUUACUAAUGACUACCAGCACCUGCUUGUCAAUUCUAUUGCAAACUUUUUUCGUUUGUUGUCUCAGGGAGGUGGAAAAAUCAAGAUUGAGAUUUUGAAAAUACUUUCAAAUUUUGCUGAAAAUCCAGAUAUGUUAAAAAAGCUGCUCAGCACCCAAGUGCCAUCAUCAUUUAGUUCCCUCUAUAAUUCUUAUGUGGAAUCAGAAAUUCUUAUUAAUGCUCUUACUCUCUUUGAGAUCAUCUAUGACAAUCUCAGAGCAGAAGUAUUCAACUACAGAGAAUUCAAUAAAGGUUCCCUUUUUUACUUGUGCACUACAUCUGGGGUGUGCGUUAAGAAAAUUCGAGCCUUAGCAGAUCACCAUGACCUCUUGGUGAAAGUGAAAGUUAUAAAACUAGUUGACAAAUUCUGAUUGGCUAUGUGCUCUCAAAAGACUUGAAGACAUUUCUUGGUUUUGCAGUCUGGAAGCAAUGAAAAUUGAAAGUUACUGCUUCUCUAUUUGCCCAUAUAGUAAAGUGAUCCUUUCAGCUGCCAGUUUUGAAUAAUGUAUCAUCCAGAGUGAUAUUAUCUGUGACAGUCUCCAGCUUUAAGCUGAACCAUUUGAUGAAUACCAAAUAAAUAGUCCUCUUGUACUGAAAACACAUUUGUGACUAAUUAUGCUGCUUGAAUGGAAAUAUUUUUAUUGGUUCCUCUGUGAAUUGACAGUGAACUUGUCCAUUAUUAAUAGCCUACACUUCUAUCAUUUGUUUUUAUUUGAAUCUAUCCACCAAAGACUUCAUUUGUGUAACAUCAAUAAAGUUGUAUGUUUUGGCU